Saccostrea echinata is the source of this 5811-nucleotide messenger RNA. RefSeq lists its product as uncharacterized. The record is from RefSeq and is a predicted model, not a curated record. The transcript is spliced from 2 exons. Bases 1 to 5631 code for a protein of 1876 amino acids. Gene Ontology annotation, molecular function: protein binding. Lineage: Eukaryota; Metazoa; Mollusca; Bivalvia; Ostreida; Ostreidae.
AUGUCUUUAUCAAAGUAUGCUACCCCAGAAGCUGCAAAUACUGCUAGACUGGCUAUGGUUCUCUUGGGUCCCUGUGCAGAUACACUGAGAGCAAUUCUGAGGAAAGAAGUCUCACCUUCUGACUUGUCCAAUAAAGUCCAAGAUUUUAGAAAUGAUGCGGUAAGGAAUAGGCAAAAAAUUAAGAACCUUAAUUCAGACCAGGAAAAAAUCGUUUUCCCUUUACCAACAAGAAUAUAUAAGGGGGAUUACACAGACUUAGAUAUAUCUUUGUUGUACUACCUCCUACGCAAUCUUUGUAAAACUAUAUCUCCACCUUCGAAAGGCUGGGGAAAUAUUCCAGAUCCCAAUGACAGAAGUGUUGCCGCCAACAUAGAAAGGAUGCGAAUGCUUAGAAAUGAAUGCUAUGGACAUACCACUGAUCUUUCUCUAUCACAAGCAGAAUUUGAACUGAAUUGGCAAAUUAUCUGGGACAUUGUUGUUGAAUUGGAGCAACAUUUAGGUACAACUGUCUAUCAGGACGCGGUCACCAAGAUAAAAACUUGUUCAAUUGAUCCAGAAGAAACGAAAAAAUGCAUUGAUUUACUUGGAAAUUUGGGAGACUUCCAGAAAUCUCUAAACCAUUAUUCAGAAACAACCACAAUGAAAAUAAACAAACAUUGCCAGGAUAUGAGUGAUUUAUAUGUUGAAUUGUCAGCAUUUAAAAGAGCAAAGGAUCUGAUUAAAGCAAACGGUUAUGUUGUUCUUAAGGGCAAUCCAGGAUCAGGAAAAACAACAACAGCCGAACAUCUGAUGAAACAUUUCAUGGAUACCGGGAAAUCCCCAUUGCAGCUUUUCAAGGUUGCAGAUAUAUAUGGACAUGUAGCACCCAGUGAGAAUAAAGUGAUUUUCAUUGAUAAUUUGUUUGGAGAAUUUUCUAUGUGUAAGAAUGAUGUUAACGAAUUCAAAUUGCACAGUGGGAACAUUAAAGUUUUGAUCGAGAAUAGGUCUGACACUGGCUAUGACAAGAAGUCCAACAUUUUAAUAUUGACGAUAAGAAGUGAUAUAUACAUGGAAUAUGUACAUCGUACAAAAAAUGAUGUAUUCCUCCAGUCAUCCUUGAUUGACUUAUCCAGCGGUGAUUACGCAUUGCAAGACGACGAAAUUCGUUUGUUUGCAGAAAAAUACAAUUUGACUCAAUAUUUGAAAGGAGGUAAAACGUUCCACAGACCAAGUGAGAUGUGUUCAUCGAUAGGGUUUCCUCAAUGUUGCAGGUAUGCAAGAGACAAUUCUAAAUUUGAAGAAUAUAUAGAAAACACAUCAGAUUUUUUUCUAAAUCCCCUCCUCCACUUAAGAGAUUACAUGGAAAGACUGAUACAGGAAAGAUCUGCAAAGACUGCUGUUCUUUUGUACAUUCUUCUUCAUGGUGGAAAUGUGGAAUUUAAAUUGAUUGAUAACUUUUACAAGGAUAAAGAGAAAAAAGAAGCUUCCUUAGAUUUACUUGGUUUAACAAACUCAAAUAUGAAUGAGUUUCAGGACAACGUGAAUUGUUUUGAUAAUUUUUUAACAAUUAGGGAUACGAUAGAAAACACCUGUAAAUUUUUUCAUAGCUCUGUUCAAGACUCAAUUUUUAAUGUAUUUAUCAAAUAUAGGCCUAAAGAAAUAAUAGAACAUUGCGAUCACCCACUUCUCCUGAUGUUGACAACGAGUGAAAUUCCUAACACCUCACAAGUAACAAUUGAUAACGAUUUGUUUGAGGUGGUUGCAAUUCGCAUUGCAAAGAUUGUUAGUGAAAAGUCCGUCUCAGGAUAUAUUUCAGUAUCCUUAUUGGAAUUAUGGAGCGAUUCAAAAUUCCAUGACUUCAUUUCUAAGACACAAGAAUGUACAAGUAAUUUUAGGAAUUGUCGUGACUUAAACGGAGAUUCAAUAAUGGUACACUUUGCAAAAGCUGGAAAUAAGAGUUGGGUAGAAUACUUACUGCCGAAUUCAGACAAUACUCAACGAUAUAGAUCACUCAACGCAGCUUGUUUAAAAAAUCAAACUUUUAUCGUUGAUUUUAUUUUAUCGCAAGGGGUGGAGUGUGAUCUGAAAACGUGUUUUAAUGCAGUGCAGAGUGGAAAUUUAAAUUUACUGAUGCAAAUAUGUGAGUCUGUUAAUCUCAAUAACACCAGCGCUUCCUUACAUCCAAUAUGGAGUUGUAUGCGACACAGUUUACUUCAAGAAAUCUGUUACAUGCGACAAACUCACAUCAUAGAACAAGUAUUGGAAAAAUAUCCGUCUCUAGCAAAAAUAAAAAGUGACCAGGGCGCUAAUGCAUUACAUUCCGUAGCAAGUGCUGGAGACAAAGCUAUGUUUGAGCUGUUAUUACAACAUGGUUUGGAUCCAUACGAAAAAGAUACUCAAAAUGGACACACAGUUCUCACGUGUGCAUGUCAAGAAGGAAAAUUAGAAAUGGUGAAAUACCUGAUAGAAAAAUACCCUAUGCUGGUCCAAUACCAUACUGAUAAACAUGGGAAAACGUUGCUGCAUUGGGCUGCUUUCUCUGGACAAAUUGAUAUGUUUGAAUAUAUACUAGAUUUAUUUGAAAAGGAGAAGGUAGUCCCUAUGACAGAUUCUCAAAGACCUAUUGCCAAUAGUAAAAAUAUUUUUGGCGAAACAAUCCUCCAUACCGCGUGUUCAAGUGGCCGGGAAAAUUUGACUAAAUAUUUAAUGAAUCGGUAUCCCCAUCUGUUAAAAGUUAGGGACCUAAGUCGUGAAAAUGUCCUUCAUAAAGCUGCCAGGGGUGGAAGCUUAUCUCUUUUUCAGUUUUUAUUACAUGUAGAUAAAGAUUUAGAAAUUGACGAAAAAACAUAUUUCGGUAGAACCGUGUUGCACAUAUGUUGUCUUGAGGGUAGAACAGACAUCUGUAAAUAUCUUGUCAAUAACUAUUCCCAAAUAUUACAUGUCACUGACUGUUAUGGAUGGACAGUGUUACACGCAGCCUGUCUUGGCGGAAACGUUGAUAUUAUUGACUUCCUGGUCACAAAAGGUAUGGAUAUGCAUGCACUGACAAAGAAAAAAGAAACUGUUCUGUACAUUGCUUGUAGGUAUGGUCAGUAUGCCGUGUGUGAGUACAUAAUACAUAACUAUCCACAAUCGUUAGAUAUCAUGGACGAAACUGUUUCAGUUUUACAUUGUGCUGCCUGGAAAGGCUAUAUUGAUAUCGUUAAGUUGUUGAUUGAGAAAGGAUGGAACGUCAGAUCAGUAACAAGAACCGGGGACACAGUUUUACACCUCUGCUGUCGUAAUAGUCAGCUAGAAAUGUGUCAGUAUUUAAUUAACAAUCAUUCUGAUUUAUUGCCUGAUAGAGAUGUUAAAGGUUGGACAGCGUUACAUUCAGCUUGCAUGGGUGGGAACGAAGAGAUACUUUCUUUUUUGAUAACACAGGGUAUGGAUAUCAAUGAAUUGACAAAGGAUAGUAAAAACGCUCUGCAUAUUGCCUGUCGAUAUGGUAACUAUGCAAUGUGCAAGUACUUAGUCCAGAAUUAUGAAAACUUACUGCAUGGCACAGAUAAGUACGGUUAUUCAGUUUUACAUAGUGCAGUUUUGGGAGGUGAUGUUGACAUCGUAAAGAUGUUGAUUGACAAUGGAGCGAACUUUAGAUCUCUUACAAACAAAGGAGAAACAGUUCUGCAUGUUUGUGCUCUAGAUGGCAAAAUACAAGUAUGCCGGUAUCUUAUCGAGAAUUUUCCUGAUUUAUUGAAAGCCAAGGACCAAAAUGGAUUCACGGUGUUACAUUCAGUUUGCAAGGGUGGAAAUUUAGAAAUGAUUUCUUUACUUAUCACAAAGGGUUUAAACAUUCUUGAAUCGACAAACAAUGGACAAAAUGUUCUCGAAAUUGCUUGUCUUAGAGGUAAGUAUGAUGCAUGUAAAUACUUACUAGAGCAUCACCAACAAUUGCUGAAUGUCACAGACAGAAAGUCUCUCUUACAUAGUACAGUAGUUGCAGGUAAUGUAAAUAUUGUAGAAUUGCUUGUUAAGAAAGGAAUUGGCAUUGGCUCUUUGAACAGCAGUGAAGAGACAGUUUUGCAUGUCUGUUGUCGUAAAGGAAAAAUUAAAAUGAUUAAGUAUUUGGUCAAUAAUUAUAGCAAUUUACUGGCUCUCAAGGACCCUCAUGGGUGGACAGCGUUACAUACAGCUUGCAAACAUGGGAAUCUGAAGGUUGUUUCCUUUCUGAUCAGCAAAGGUACAAAUAUCAAUUCACUGACUAAAUCAGGUCAAACUGUUCUUCAUAUUGCUUGUCUGAAUGGUAAGUUUGAUGUGUGUAAGUAUUUAAUUGAUAACCAUCCACAAUUACUUAAUGUCAAGGAUGAGUGUGGAAAUACUGUAUUACAUGAUGCAGCCUUUGGAGGCAAGGAUAAAUUCGUAAAGUUAUUUAUUGAUAAAGGAAUGAAUGUCAAAACACCCCGAAACAAUGGAGAAACAGUUUUACAUCUUUGUUGUCGUGGGGGUAAACUUGACACUUGUAAGUAUCUGCUCAGUAAGUAUUCCUUUUUACAAGAAAUCACAGAUAAUGAAGGUUGCACGGUAUUACAUUCAGCUUGCAAGAGUGAAAAUGUAGAAAUGAUUCCCUACCUUAUUGCGAAGGGUUUGGAUAUCAAAGCAUUGACAAAAAAUGGUGCAAAUGUUCUCCAUAUUGCUUGUCUUCAUAGCAAUUAUGGAAUAUUUGAAUACUUAUUUAAUAAUUAUCUACAGUUACUGGAUGUCGGCGACAAAUGUGGACGUUCUGUUUUAGAUAAUGCAAUCAUCGGAGGAAACAUUGACAUUGUAAAGAAGUUGAUUGAUAAAGAGCUAUGCGUGAGAUCUGUACGAAAAAACGACGAGACGCUUUUACAUUUUUGUUGUCGUGAAGGUAAAUUAAAAAUGUGUAAGUUUCUUGUCAAUAAGUGUGGUCAUUUGCUUCGUCUUAGGGACCAACAAGGCAAAACCGUGUUACAUUCAGCAUGCGAAGCGGGAAGCGUUGAAACUUGUUCUUUUCUAAUUGAAAAAGGUAUGGAUAUUAAUGCAGUUACAAAUGAACAUCAGAGUGUUCUUCAUGUUGCUUGUCUCAAUGGCCAGUAUGACUUGUGUGAUUUCCUUAUCAAACACUACCCCCAUUUACUGAAUUUUUUGGACAAACGUAGUAGAUCAGUUUUACAUGAUGCAGCCAUGGGUGGUAAUAUUGAUAUUGUUAAGCUUUUGACUGGGAAAUGGGUAGAUGUCAGUCAUGCAGGAAAAGGUGGAGAAACAAUUUCUCAUUUCUGUUGUAGCCAUGAGCAUAUGAAGACAUGUGAGUAUCUUGUCAAUUGCAAUUCAGAUUUACUACAUUUAAGAGACAGUAAAGGUUGGACAGUGUUACAUUCAGCUUGUAAAGGUGGAAAUGUAGAAAUAAUUUCCUAUCUUGUCGCAUAUGAUAUGGAUAUUAAUGAUUUGACAAAUGAUAGAAAAAGUGUACUUCAUAUUGCAUGUCUUCAUCAAAUGUAUGAUGCAUGUGAAUUACUCUUAACACAUUAUCCCCACCUCUUGGAUGUCAAAGACUGUGAUGGUAAUACAGCUUUAGAUUCUUCUUCUAAGGCGGGGGAUAUAGAUAUGGUUUAUUUUCUUAGCCGCAAGAAAAAUGUUAACAAUCUUGCUUAGAAAUUCGGAAGUAUGUUAUAAACUACGGUGAAAGUUUAUAUGAAUUGAUUGGUAUACCAGUUCACUAUUCCAGAAUGUAACCUUUCUAUUAGUGUUAACUUCCAUCGUCAUAAUAGCGUUAGGUUGAUUUAAAAUAUAUUGUGAAAACUAAACAAAAACAAAAUAUCGGAAACAACUACU